GUGAACAUCCCAUAUAAUUAUAGGUAAUGAUAGGUACCACAAUAUUUUAUUUAGUCACCGAUCCGACCCUUUCCAUCCUCACACAGUCAAAUCCUUACGCCGGGUGCCACGUCAAUGAGUGAAAUAUUUUUGACUUAUUUAUAUGUCUGUAGUUUAGGCGAUGCCGGUGAAAUAAUUUGAGCUACCUUGACAAGCUUGCCGUUUGUGAAUUGUGAUUAUGGCGCGGUUGUUUGUGUUGGAGGGAUAAAUUCAUGUUUUUUGAAUUAUUGUAUUUUUGUUUCAUUGUUAAGUGCUGAGUAUAAAGCUAACAUGUGAAAGACUGAAUUUAUCUGGUCUUAAUUCUUUUCUGUCACAACCCAAUUAUCAAACAAUGGCUGUUGAUUUGAAGACUAAUGAAACCAAGCUCCUCGCCGCGUGGAAAGAUGUCACUGACGAUAAAAGUGAAACAGACUGGGCAUUAUAUGGCUAUGAUGGGAACACCAACACUUUGAAGGUGGUUUCAUCUGGAGAUGGUGGGCUCACAGAAUUGAGUGAAGACCUGAACAGCAACAAAAUAAUGUAUGCUUUCUGCAGACUGCUUGAUCCGAAGACUAGCCUACCAAAAUAUGUGCUGAUCAACUGGCAAGGCGAGGGCGCUCCGAUGAGCCGGAAGGGCUCGUGCACGAACCACAUGCGGGACGUGGCGGCGCUGCUGCACGGCCACCACCUGACGGUGCACGCGCGAGACGAGGACGAGGUCGACGAGCAGGCCAUCCUGGAGAAACUGGUGCGCGCCGGCUCGUCGGCCUACAACUUCAAGCAGCGCUCCACAGAGACCAGCCCCCAGAGCAAGCCGGUGGGCACCAACUACCACCGCAUCGUUCCGACGGCGGAGAUCAACCUGUCUGAGCGGGACAAGUUCUGGGAGCGUCAGGAGCAGGAGGAGAAACAGCGCCAGCAGGAGGAGCUCACACGGGUCGCCGAGGAGAAGGCGCGACUCGAGACAGAGAGGAACAGAAGAGAGCUGGCCGACGCCAAAAGUCGAGCCAACCAGGAGCGGGAGCGGUCCAGGAACAUCGCGGAGGUCCGGCAGGCUGAGCAGAAGGCGGAGCGGGCGGCGCCCAAACCGGCCGCCGCUUCCGCCGCCAGGAGCGCCGACAGCGCUCCAGUGGGCACCAACUACCACCGCAUCGUUCCGACGGCGGAGAUCAACCUGUCUGAGCGGGACAAGUUCUGGGAGCGUCAGGAGCAGGAGGAGAAACAGCGCCAGCAGGAGGAGCUCACACGGGUCGCCGAGGAGAAGGCGCGACUCGAGACAGAGAGGAACAGGAGAGAGGUGGAGGCGGCCAAGCUGCGAGAGCGACACGAGCUGGAGCGCAGCCGCACUAUUAACGAGGCGCGCCAGGCCGAGCGCAAGGCCGAUCGGGUGCUCUCCCAGGACGGCGAGCAGACGGCGCGCUGGCAGCAGAGUCUGGCUGAGGACCAGCGUGCUGAGGAGGAGCGGCGCCACCGCGCCGACCGGCUGCGGGCCGAGCGGAAACAGGAGGCGGAGAAGCUGAUCGGCCACCGGACCGGCGAGGCGCGCGCCGUGUUCGCGCGCGGUACCGCCUCUGGCCAGCUCAGCUCGGGCCCCGCCAGCCCGGUGGGCCGGCCGGGCGGCGUGGCGAGACGCUGGCCGCCGGCAGCUGCACAACAUUCCACGGGUCAGCAGGAGCCGGCGGCGGCGGCCCGACCGGCGGGGCGGCUGAACGGAUCGGCAGUGCCCGCAGGCGGCGCUCCGAACGGCCACAGAGACCCCGCUCCAGCCGCCCGGGAAUCGGCCCCGGCGCCGACACCGGCUGCCGCUCCCAAGGAGCCGGCUCCCACGGCCACCUUCACCCAGCGGGAGCCGUCGCCCCCUCCGGUUCCUGCCCACGCACCUAAGGAGCCAUCCCCGUCCCCCGGCCCGGUCAGCGCACAGCGGGAGCCGUCCCCUCCCCCCGUACCGGCUCACGCACAGGAGCCAGCCCCGGCGCCGGAGCCGGCCUCUGCCAGACAGCCGGAGCCGGCUCCCGCGGCGGCCUACAGUCAGCCGGAGCCGGCUCCCGCGGCGGCCUACACCCAGCCGGAGCCGGCUGCCGCCCCGGCGGCGGCCUACACAGCUCCGGAGCCGGCUGCCGCUGCAGCGUACACCCAGCCGGAGCCGGAGCCGGAGCGGGGCCACGCGGACGGCGCCGGCCCGGCGGUGAUCACUGGCGAGGUGCAGAUCACCACGGUGACCGGCGAGCUGGCCUCGGUCUCGAUCGCGCCCGAGCACGGCCUGUGCGCCCAGGCGCUUUACGACUACCAGGCCGUGGACGACACGGAGAUCACGUUCGAUCCGGGAGACAUCAUCACAAACAUCGAGCAGAUCGACGAGGGCUGGUGGCAGGGCGUGUCGCCGGCCGGCCAGUUCGGCCUCUUCCCGGCCAACUACGUGCAGCUCAUCAACGCCUGACAGACCAGCAGCUGAGUGCCGACUGGGCGCGCCGCCGCUGCUCGCAACUCUCGACCUUAGCGCGUGCCACGUGCGCGGUACUUACGGGCCACUUCAGUACCCGCAAUAGCUCUCCUAGUUUACUCGCGCGCUUGCGCACUAACCGUUACUGCUGAAUCAUGUGAUAGAGUUUAUAUGUGUUUUCGGAAGCGCGCCGCGUUUCGGCUCCCCCUGCGCGCGCGAACGCCAAGCGUUCGGGGCGUCUCACCGCCUGCUGGGUGGCAUGUGGAUGUGGUGUUACGGGCGCCUCCGCGAGCUUGCCGCUGCAUAUCUGUCGUUUACGAAAAGCUUCCAGUUGUAAGUUUCCACAUAUUGUGAGCUGUUUCACCUAUAACUCGUUGGAAUAGAAUGGCUGUUUCUUAUAA
Messenger RNA from Amphibalanus amphitrite, 2859 nucleotides. RefSeq names its product drebrin-like protein B. Gene Ontology annotation, molecular function: actin filament binding. Gene Ontology annotation, biological process: positive regulation of dendritic spine morphogenesis; regulation of actin filament polymerization; neuron projection morphogenesis. The coding region runs from base 371 to 2455 and encodes 694 amino acids. NCBI's taxonomy places the organism in Eukaryota, Metazoa, Arthropoda, Thecostraca, Balanomorpha, Balanidae. The record is from RefSeq and is a predicted model, not a curated record. Gene Ontology annotation, cellular component: postsynaptic membrane; dendrite; lamellipodium. The transcript has 10 exons.